Molecule: messenger RNA, 573 nt
Organism: Lycium ferocissimum
Lineage: Eukaryota; Viridiplantae; Streptophyta; Magnoliopsida; Solanales; Solanaceae
Exons: 1
Coding region: 1-573 (190 amino acids)
Source: RefSeq, a predicted model, not a curated record
AUGGAUCCUUAUGAGUCUCUUUACGGGAGGCGUUGUCAUUCUCCAAUUGGUUGGUUUAAACCAACGGAAGUAGAGUUGUUGGGUCCUGAUUCAGUUCAUGAGGCGAUCGAGAAGGUAAAUCUUAUUAUGCAGCGACUGAAGACCGCUCAGAGUAGACAAAAAUCUUAUUCGGACAUGAGGCAUAGGGAAUUGGAAUUUGCUGUUGGCGACAAGGUUUUCUUGAAAGUGUCACCUAUGAAAGGGGUAAUGCAUUUUGGCAGAAAGGGCAAGCUUAGUCCUCGCUAUAUUGGUCCUUACGAGAUUAUAAAAAGGGUUGGGAAGGUAGCUUAUGAGUUGAGAUUAACAGCUGAGAUGUCCAUGGUUCAUCCGAUGUUUCACAUUUCGAUGUUGAAAGUGUACAAACCUGAUCCUUCCCAUGUGUUGCACCAUGAAGAUAUUGAAAUUGAUGAAGAUCUGUCUUAUGAAGAAGAACCAGUGCAGAUCUUAGAUCGUCAAAUUAGAAGGUUGAGAACAAAGGAUGUAGCAUCGGUUAAAGUGUUGUGGCGAAACCAUAAUACUGAGGAAGCUACUUGA